Sporothrix brasiliensis 5110 is the source of this 1053-nucleotide messenger RNA. RefSeq names its product sucrase ferredoxin-like family. The transcript has 2 exons. NCBI's taxonomy places the organism in Eukaryota, Fungi, Ascomycota, Sordariomycetes, Ophiostomatales, Ophiostomataceae. The record is from RefSeq and is a predicted model, not a curated record. Bases 1 to 1053 code for a protein of 350 amino acids.
AUGUCGUUCGGCUUCCGGUCGCUCAUAGACGGCGCCAAGAAGUUCGCAAUCAACGGCGCAAACUCGUCCUCUGCACCGAUCACGGAGCUCUUUGCUAAGGCCGACCCAUCUAUUGACGGCGAUGACUGCAGCCACGACUGCUCGAGCUGUACCAUCCACUACCCGCGCAACUUUAAGAUCGAUCACGACGACCGGCUCUAUGGCUUCGUCAAGGGCUGGAGCACGCACAUGAUUGUGGCCACCGGCAAGACCGAUUGGCGCAUGAUGCUUUCGGCCUCCAACAUUCCGACACCCAACCACUCCUCCAACUACGCGGACCCCACCCGCGUCCUCCUCCUACCCGCCUUUGUCGUCGUCGACAAUGUCACACCGGCUCUCGUUCCCUCCGUACUCAAGAACCUGGUGAACAAGUCGCCCACUAACGCAACGCCCCUCAUCGCCUCGCCGUCGCUCCCAUCCUCGCUGCCCGCGCCCCUCACCUACCACCAGAGUCCCCACAGCGUUGUUGUUCUGCUCUGCUCUCAAAAGACCCGCGACGCCCGCUGCGGCCAGUCCGCACCCCUCAUCCGCAAAGAGCUUGAGCGCCACCUGCGGCCCCUCGGCCUGUUUCGCGACCUCGACGAUGAGCGGCCCGGCGGUGUCGGCAUCUACUUUAUCUCGCACGUUGGUGGCCACAAGUACAGCGCCAACAUGAUGGUGUACCGCCGGCCGGACGCCUUUGGCAUCGAUACCGUCAAGAGGGGCUCGCUGACCGAUGCGGAGCAGGACGCGCUGCCAGCGCGCAUCAAGUCGGUCACGCCAGCGGUUCUGCGGGGCGCGAAGGCGAAGAGCGCCGGUGACGACAGCGAGCCUGUCGCGGAGGAUGAGGCAAACGGGGACGGCGCACUGAACACGUCGGCGGCGGGUGCGUCGCAAUGCAUCUGGCUGGCACGCGUGACGCCCGAGGACUGCGAGAACAUUGUCAAGUACACGAUCCUGCAGGGCAAGGUGGUCAAGCCGGAAAGCCAGCUGCGCGGUGGAUUCGAUCGGGAGAAGGGCUUGCUGAGCUGGUAG